AUAUAGGCAGUAUUGUAUAUAGUUUAUAAAGUUAUGAAAAUAAUUGUUUCAUAUAGUGUCAUAUAGACAUAUGUUAUGCUUAAUAUAAACAAUGUUAGCACAUGUACCACUGCUGCAACCCUGGUAACUCAAUCAGCUGCAUCGUCAGCAAACGCCGCGUUCGUAAAUUGUUAAUUAAUUUAUUUAAACUAUGGGCAAGAGUAAGAAGAAAAUACGUGAGCAAAACGCUAUAAGAGAAGCCGUUCAAGCAAAUACACAGCGACUGGAGACAUGCAACGAUGCCUAUACGAGCGGUGCAUUUCAUUACUUGCGUUUUCUGGUUCACUUGCUGGCCGCUGCACAAUUCUGCUACGGAAUUUACUAUUAUCUAUUUAAAUUGGAUUGGCCGGAGGGUUUACAUGAAGAGGAAGAGUUAAAAACCCGCUGGGGUGGCAAAUUCAAGUAUCUGACCUUUCUCGAUGUCAUUGUGCAGGCCUUUUACCACAUCAUAGCGUUGUUAAAUGAUUUAUUCGGCAAUAAUGUAGUGACCGUGGCUCCUAAGUCUCUGUUACGGCAGCUACGUGAUUAUGUAUUCGCUACGUUUGCAUUUCCCAUUGCCCACAAUGUGUGCAUCUCCUUUUGGGUAAUUUAUUUGUAUGAUCGUGAGCUCAUCUUUCCCGCCGCCCUGGACGAAAUAUUUCCCAGCUGGCUGAAUCAUGUGGUUCACACAAAUGUUGCGCUUCUGGCUAUCAUGGAUAUGUUCACCUGCUUCCGGCAUUAUCCUAGUCGAUUGGCCGGUGUCACCGGCAACGUAGCCUUUAUGAUUCUCUACGUAAUUUGGGUGAAUAUUGUGCGCUAUUUUAGCGGCCAAUGGGUUUACCCCUUACUCGAAAUCCUGCCCAUACCUCUGCGUGCUGUGAUGUUUGCUGGCUUGGUGGGUUUGAGUGUGAUCUGCUACUUUCUGGGCGAAUUCAUUAACAAUAUUGUUUGGGCGCCAGAAUUUAAGCUGUUACAGCGAAAGCAGGUCAAAGAAAACUAAAGGGAAUAGUGCUUACUUUC
Messenger RNA from Drosophila hydei, 1038 nucleotides. RefSeq names its product androgen-induced gene 1 protein. The record is from RefSeq and is a predicted model, not a curated record. The transcript has 2 exons. NCBI's taxonomy places the organism in Eukaryota, Metazoa, Arthropoda, Insecta, Diptera, Drosophilidae. Bases 191 to 1018 code for a protein of 275 amino acids. Gene Ontology annotation, cellular component: endomembrane system; membrane.